AUGAUUAACUUGAUAUCGCUUCACGUAAAUCACACCAGAGAAGCACUUGAAUCUGUGCAUGCUGAUUUUCUCGAGCGUCGGUACCGAUGGUCAGCUAUUGAGCAACUUUUAGGUCGACCCCGCCUCAUUCCUACACCGGGACUUGCUAUUUUGCGAGCCUAUCUCCAGCCUUACUACUUGCACAACUUUACCGCUGCUGCAGCUAACUCUACGCCGCUAUCUAGCCCGCAGACAGCCGGCAAUGAGUCAACCGAUUCUGGUGUCUGCGUAGGUUCUAACGUCAUUGGUGCUCCGACUUCCAAAUUAUGCCUAACUUCGGUUGCAGGG
This is a messenger RNA of Protopolystoma xenopodis, 327 nucleotides long. Lineage: Eukaryota; Metazoa; Platyhelminthes; Monogenea; Polystomatidea; Polystomatidae. The record is from the annotation of a GenBank genome assembly.